This is a messenger RNA of Musa acuminata AAA Group (dessert banana), 7374 nucleotides long. RefSeq lists its product as uncharacterized. Lineage: Eukaryota; Viridiplantae; Streptophyta; Magnoliopsida; Zingiberales; Musaceae. The transcript has 8 exons. The record is from RefSeq and is a predicted model, not a curated record. Bases 4703 to 7249 code for a protein of 848 amino acids.
GGAUCAAUACCACACACAGGCUUGUCUACCUUUUUUCUCAAUCUAAUUGUCUCGUUUUAUUAUAUUAAAUUAUGUACAAGAUGCUCAUAUAGACCUGUCAAUCAUGCAAUAAUAUAUCAACCAUCAAUAUAUCUAAACAGAGAUUGACUUAUCAGAGACAAGCUUUACACCAUUGCAUCAUCUAUACAUUAAUUCUCUGAUAAUAUUAAAUGCAUGAUGCUAAUUUUUGCAACUAGUCAUGUGAAAUGAUGUUUUCAUGACUAGUAAUUAUGAAAGGUAAAAGUCACUCCAUUGUGCAAAUGGAUUCUGUGACUCCACUUCUUGAUAUGAUACAAGCCCUUAUUCCUUUAGAUGGUGAACAAGAUGCUUGAGACAUAUGCCCAGAGGGAAUCCACAUUGAUUUGAGGAAGAUGGAAGAAGAUUGCAUGUUGACCAUAACCCCUUCUUUUGUCAAAGGACAAGAACUUAAAGUGGACAAGUAAUGGUUGGCCUCCAAACAAGUUGUGUUGCUUUGUUGGAGUCACUACUACCCUUCAUUGUAGAUUCUAUGCAAACAAGAUAAAAAAAGUUCCAAUCCAAUAGGAAAUUGCACAAAUUUUGCACCUAGCACUAUGAACAAAAUAAGGAUCAUUUGAAGAGUUUGUGCUUUGUUAGUAAUAUGGUUUUGAGCAAGAAAUGUAGAGCAAAAUCUGAUUGAGCAAUCCAUAAAACAUAGAAGAAAUGCUAAAGAAAUUAGUGAAAUGUACCAUUGUUAAUAAUCAAAUGUGCUUCUUUUAUUCUUUAAAUUAGAAUUGCAACACUUUCUAGAAAAUCCAAUUAUUUCAUCAAAUGAUUUGUGUUAAUUAUCUGCUUUCUAAUUAGAACUACAACACACUAACUUUUGCAAGUUUUAUUGUCAUUUGUCGCAAGAUUUCCGGACUCAAGUCAUCACAAAUAUUUAAUAUAAGAUUUAAUUAUGAAAUUUACAUCAGUAAUAAUAAAAUUCUAAUCCAAAAUGGCUUUGACAUUUAUUUGAUGAAGGGAUGUUUGUAGAAAGAUUUAUCAAGUACAAUAGCAUGCUUAUGUGUAACAUACACUUUGUCAUGUGUCUUUCUUUGUUUGCACUUCAUGCCAAUUGUAAGCACAGUAUGUUUAAUACAUUCCUGAGUGGUGACUGCUUAAGCCAAAAUAAUACUUGAAAACUUUUGCCAUCCAUCCUAGAUUAUUGGAGCUGAUAGUGCCACAUACUUUAUUUAAUGUGUGAAUUGAUGAUAACUUAUUUAAGAUUAUGAGCUAAGCUUGAAUUGUAUUGUGGACUAUGGAUAACAUACAAAUAUUGUUGGUUGUCAUUCUUAUCUAUUUACACAAUGCAUUCAUAUGUACUUCAAUGUCAAGGGAAAGGAAUCUUAGUCUAAUUAAAAUCAAUCCAUAUGGAAGCAUGUUGAUUAAUUAGGAUCCUAUCAAUCAAAUCCAAGCAACUUGCAACACUAGACCAAGGUCAUCUGAUAUAGACUUCAACCUAAGUCAUUAUGAUAUCAUUGGAUUUGAUAUAUACCUCAAGUUAAGUUAUGUGAUAUAGACUUCAUCUUUAUAACAAUGUCCUUUUUAUUUUAUUGGACAUGCCGAUGUUAGUAGUGCUCAUAGCGGGUCAAGAGACAUGCUUUUACAAUCUUCUUCUUUAUGCUGUUUCUCACAUCCCAUGAUUCUUCUCGUUAUGAAACAUAUACUCUAAAGAUGAUUGAAUUUUAGUUUUCUAAUAUUUUGUUAGUCUACUAGCUUGAAAAUUUAUAACUUGAGUAAUUCUGUACUGAAGUAUUGUGUUGAACUUACAAUUGAAUUAAAAAAAAGGUUUAUUCUUUGAUGAUUUGUUAUAAGCCUUAGUAGUGAUACUUGAUCGUGAGUAUUUUUCUUCAAACAAGACAUAUGUGCAAUGUGCAUAUAGGUUAGAAUAAUACACAAAAGGAAGUGCAAUUGUAAUUGUUACUGUACCUAUGCAUGUUUGAGAAAUGUAUUACUAGAGUUUAUAAAUCACAACAAAAGUUCAUACUUAGUCAAACAAUCUAGUGAAAAAAUUUCAUUGCAGCAAACAAAACUACAAAUAUAGACAUAAUAAAGAUCAUAAAAUCUUAGCGAUGUUAUCAUUGUCGUUAUGGAUGCAGGGUAUUACUAUGCUUAAUAAACCGCUGCAACUUAAAAUUCCUAGUUAAAGAAAGCUAUGAUCAUUGGAAACUAUUGUUGUGUUACAAAAAUUCUAGCCCAAGAAUUACUGAUUAUUAACAGUAAAAUCCUAGCCCAAGAUAUAAAAUACUUCGAUUAGAAAUUACAAUACUAGAUGUCUAUUUAUGCAGUUGUCAGAAUGAUAGAAAUGAGUUGAGUUAAUUCUAUUUGUGAAUCAUGGAAACUCAAUAUAUUUCUAUCCCUGUAAAUUGUUUACUGUAGUGGGAUAAGACUGCAAUCUGAAAGGUCUAUGAACACCUAAUAUUUGGCAACCCACAGCUAGCUUAGCCAAUGUUAGGUUAAUUAUAAGAGUAUGGACAAAAUAUAUUUGCAUAUAUAUAUGUAUAAUGCCAAGGACAGUAAUUAUCCAAAGAAUGUCUUCUUCCUUAGCCACACAACUCACUCAAAUCUAAUAAUGUUAUUUUCACUAGGUGUCACAGUAAGCUCGUCAUCCAGAUUGUUGGCUUGUUCCUGAGUUGAAGGUUGGCAAUUAAAAUAGCUGCUAAGAGUGAAUACAAUACCUACAGAUGUAGUGGUUAGGCUGGGGUUUAUUAUUCUUGCAUGCACGUCCAUGGCUGUGAGAUGUUGGUCCUCACUUCAUGGAAAAUCAUCACAGAUGAAUCCAAUGUUCUUUGUGAUGGGGUUAGGUUGGAUUACUGCACUCCUGACAGUGAUAGCAUCAGCAACUUGAACUUGUUUUUGCUUGGAUACCCUACCAAGACUUGGCUGCUUGCUUGCACUCAGCAUGAGAGAGAUGCAUUAGUUUUGUUUCUUCAAGUCUGAGAAGAUGCCCAUGCAGCACAAGGAAAGGGCAGGAGACUUGAAAGUGAUGAAAGAGGAAGGCUGCAUGAACUCUUGGAUCUGCACUCGUGUAUGUGCAUUAGUUUCUUCUGUCCAAUAAUUAAGAUUGCAUGCAUCCACCAAAUAAAACAUGAAUUCUCCUUGUUUCAGCUAAGCACUGUGUCUAUGACACUAAACAUAUCUAAGAUUCUGUAACACCAGCUGGCUGAGUGUAUCCACCAUGUCUUGCUAGGCUUACACUCCACAAGAAGAGUCUCUUUAAGAUAAUCUUAGGAUUAUGAUGCAAUGGGAUUGAAUGAUUAUGGUAUGAUAGAAGAAAAAGAUACCGUACUUUGUAUAUUACAUCCACCGCAUUCAUUGAUGCAAUUAUACUUCGAUAGAAGAAAAUGAUUGAUAAGAAUAAUUAAGCCAAUUUUUUGGGCUGGAGGAAUGCAAAAGGUACUUUCAAAUGCAAGGAAAAAUAAAGCAGCAGUAGAGAUAUGAUAGCUCGACUAUAGAAAAACUAGAUAAAUUGGUAUGUGAAAGUACAUAUAGAGCCAACCAUAAGUAAAGUAAGUGAACUGUCAUGGGCUUGUAUUUGUCUUAUGCCCAUGUAAAGGCCUCACCUUCGGCAAGUUGGUGGAUUCAUAACUACAAAUCAAAUUAUGAAAAGAUUCAGCCAUUUUGUGGGGAAAAUAAAUCGACCCUGAUGAAAUAUAGAUGCAUGAAAUUGAAAGCCAAAUAGGAGAUUCACUUGAUAGAGUAUGUUUGAUCAUCUCAGUUGCCAUGUUACCAUUAAAUCAAAUUGGAAAGGUCCAUAUCAAGUAUAUCUUCCCUAAUCCCUCAACCAUUACAGCUUAGUAAACUGUGGAGAACUGCAGUUUACUGGGAAUGUCUCUUCCUAAUUGCAGUGGCGCUGAACACUGGAGAAAACAAGCUCCCGUAGUAAAACCUUUUAUUAUCCAUAUUACCAUAUGGUUAAGAUAGAUGCAUUGCAUGCAUCUAUUUUAGCUGCAGCUUUUAUCUAUCUUAACAUUCUAUCUUAAAUGGGUUUAUCUAUCUUAAUAUUCUAUAUACAUUCUCUUUUCAGUGAUAGCAACUUUCUAUGUACAUUGUUGCUUAAUUAUCUAAUAUUCAGAUCCAUAAAACAUCAUGAAGUUGGUUUGAUAAUUAUCUAACAGCAGUUUUCACCUAGCAAAGUAUAUGAUUCAAAUAAAUUGGGCUUUCCUUCACAACUGGCCUCAGCUCCUUGUUUGACCAAUAGGCAGAUUCUUCCCCAAUACACACCUUUCAAAACCUCACAGUCUUGUCAAGUGGAGAGAACCUGGUUCUCCAAGCAGGGGACCUCUGCUACAAUUCAAGGCAUGCAUGUGCAAGCCACAAGUGCCACCUCUCAAGCUCCUGCAAUCCCCAGCAGUCAGCAGUAGAGAAGUUUGGACACAUCUGCAGCUAUAUAUAUUGUUUGAAGAACAAAAGAAGACAAGCAGGGUUUUGUUUUGCAUUUCUUCUGUUGACAAUGGAGGAGGAACCAGAAAGAAGCCUGCAACACACUGCCAAACUUGUACCAGUGCAGUGCCAAAAGAGCCUACAUAUGCCCUCUGCCCCACUCCAGCUUUCAACAGUAGUGGACUACCCUAUGCAUCACAUAGCAUACAAAGGAGUACCGGAGGCAGUGAGCGCAGUGAGCGCAGUGAGUGGGUCUUAAUUGCUGAAGAGCUUCAUAGAAAUGAGGGAGGGUGGUUCGGCUUCGAACUUGGCGGUCGUUGAGCGGAAGGAGACGCGGAGGAAACCUGGCGGAUGCAUCGGCGUCUUCUUCCAGCUGUUUGACUGGAAGAAGAAGAAGCAGUUCCCCAAGAAACUGUUCCCUCCUGUCACUGCUGCAAAGCGGGUGUUGAGGAGGAUUGGUGGGCAUGAGAAGCUGACUGUGGCCAAGCACUUGCUGGUUCCACAAGAGAAUAGUGGAGGCAUUGCGGCGGUGAAGAGAGCGGAGACUGGCAGAUCAUGUUCUUCUCAAGAUAGUCUAGCUACAGGAAUGUGUACUCCCGGGUUGGUGGCCAGGUUGAUGGGUCUCGAGUCCAUGCCCGUUGCUCACCAUGACAACACAAGACAAGCUUUGACUUCGGAUUUCGACGACGUCCAGUGUCUGAAAGUUGGUUCAAGGCCUCAGAAGUUGCCGAAGACGGGGAGAUUCUUGAAGAACCGGCGGCCUACCGGAAACGCCAGCCGGAUCGGUUCAGACGCUUUGCAGCUCAACAUGAGCUUGGAGCAGCAGCGCAAGCUCGCUCUGCUGUUGAAGAGCCAAAGGACGCCCUCGAAGAGGAAGAAAGCCCGGCUAGUGGAGGUUGCUACCAAGAUCUUGGAACCGGGUUUGCAGUCCAGGAACCGGUUGAAAUUUGGCGUCACCGGUGUGAGCAUUUCGUCGAACAUUGCAGAAGGUUCUGACGCUCCCUUCCUGUCAAAGAAACCUGAUGAACCCUUGUGCUAUGAUUUCCUCCUCGGCUCCUGCACGAGCUGUGGCAACUUGGUGGAAGUGGUCGACUUGAGGUCAACUGACAAUGCUGCACAAGGGCUUGAUCAUGGACAUGGUGCUUUGGACUCCGACUAUGGAUCAGCAUCAUCAUUACCAUCAUCAUCUUGUGAUACAGCUGUGCUGGGAAGUGAGAAAAGAGUAAGAACACUUCCAAUUCGAGGGGAAGAUAUUAAGAGGAGUUCUUCACUGAUUACUGCAAAAGGUCAGAGCAGAGCAGCACCGUUGGCUCUUGAAGCUAAGACUAAUAGUGUUCACAGCAGGGAUAGGAAAUGCAGUGUAAGAAAUGAACAGGAUAUGUGCAGGAUGCAUGAGAGUAUUGCUCCCAAGCAGAACAAUUGGAGGCUGAAUCAGUCAACAUUGUCAAAUGAAAAUUUGGUCUCAGGGUCUAGGCAGCAUAGUCGGCAGUGCAACACAAGAGGCUCGAAUGCGGUGAUUGGGACGAAAAAGUUUGCUGCUGCCAAUAAAAGCUUCGAGAGUCGGACGCUUGCCAAUUGCAGAGCUAGAGCAUCAAAGAAAAAUGUAAUGAAGCUGGGAAAAUGUGAUCUUGAUCAGGAUAACAUGGUUCCUAAAGGAAGACCUAUGAGUAAUGGAGCCUUCAUGAAGCAAAGAAAUCUUAAAAAAGAGUUGGUGAAGUCCAAAAUUUCAGGAUCGAUUGGUAACCACCUUAGAAAUCGGACUAGCAUUAGAAGUGAUUCACAAGAAGAUGCGAAAGCUGGUGGUGGCAGUAGAAAAAAGAACAGUACAAGUCCUUCGAUGCUUAAUUCACGAACACGGCAAGUAUCAGGGUCUACAUCCCAUCAAAAUAAGGUUGAGAGGAGCAAGGCCUUCAAUGAGCUCACUGGUUGUACUUCUCCAAAGGAACUUGUAUUAAGUCAAGAGAGUGAAAAUUUGUCUUCACAAAAUGAAAUAGAAGAAGAUGCAUUGUUUGCUUAUCUUGAAGAUAAAAUAACAGAUCUGUCCUGUUUGGAUGAGAACAACUUGCAGGCAGAUCAUUAUUUUCCAGGAAUAUCUUCUCUUUCAAUUCUAGAAAGGAUGAUAUCUACACUACUGAAUAGAGGGUCCCCAUCUCUGAAGAAUACUGAUAGAGCGAAAAAUAACUUACAUUUAUCUUGCAUCGAUUCUUCUGACGAUGCCAUCUUUGAUGGACAAAGAGCAAAAACAACUGAAAAAGUUCAGGUAGGUGUAAAAUCCAGAACAAGUGCUGUAUGUUCAACUAGCUGUGACGAUCAUCCCAACCUUAUGACAGCACUUGAAGUUUCUCUCCCCACUGACGGUUGCUUCUGCUGGGAUCUCAGUUGUACAUCAGGAUGCAAACCUAACCAUGAAUCCUCAGAGAGAUUCUGCAACAAAACACAAGAAAGAGAGCAAGAAAACAAUGACUCUUCACUAACACUGCUUCUCUUGGAGGGGAAUCCACUAAGACUACUACUCUUGGACUGCAUGAUGGAGUGUCUGGAUUCAUUAUACAGCUGCUUCUACUAUACUGGUUGCAAUUCCUGGUUUACGUCUCAAAUGUUUCUAAGCAAGAACAGGUUGGCAAAGUCGAUCGAAGAGGAGAUCACAAGGUGGCAUCAUAUGGCCGGCAAGAGCCUGACUGAGCUUAUCGAGCAGGACGUGCAACAUCCGAGCUCAGAUUGGCCAUCAUCCAAGCUUGGAGGAUCAGCCGAGGUAAGUGAAGAAAUCGAAGAAGACUUACUAGAGUUAAUGAUAAAUGAAUUGGUCAUAGAUUUUUGCCAAUACUGAAUACAGUCAGAAUCCGAUCACGUUCCAAAUCAUCAUGUAUUAUCGGAUGAUGAUGCAUGCCGAUGCGGCCAACAUGCUGUAUGUACGAUAUCACGGAAAAAAUAAUCUCAUUUACCUAGAAAAAA